UUUUAAUUUUAAACAAGUACUGAUAGAUGAAAUUGCUCUUAAUGGGCUUGAAGGCGUAGGGACUGAACAAUUAUGGAGGUACCAUGAGAAGCGUACGUCUUCGUCUCUUACGGAAAAAAUGAAAGAACGAUUUUGGUCUUUUCUUGUUAAUUGUGAAGGUUUAACGUUUUAUGAAUUACCUGAGCCAAUAGAACCUCUAGAUAUAGUAGAUAGAUUCACGAUAAUCAAUGAAGAAAGUGGUCACUUGGAUGAUCCUAUUGAAUGUCCAGAUGGCCCAUAUGAAUACCAUCCAAUAUCAAAUGCUUAUGGGUCUUGUAAACAUUAUGAAACCAGAAAAGAAAUUUCUAAAAAUGAAUUGCAAGUACUGUACAAAGAUAUUACGUCUAGGUAUGGUAACAAAUUGGUUAUAGUGGCAUCCAUAGAACUACGGUGGCAAGCUUUAGCUCCACACAAGCCAAUUACUAUAAUGAAGGAACUGACUACCAUACAGUAUUGUAUAUUGGAGCUUAUUGGAAAAGGCAGAGAGAAUGGUCAAAUGACACUUGGCAAUACAAACCUAUCAAAAAUAUUAAAAGACUCAAAAUUACUAUUUUAUAACAGAAAUCAUCUGUACAAAAUGGAUUUAAUAUGUGUACAACACACAACGCAGCUAGUUUCUAACAAAGCGAUCAAAGUACUAUUGUUACAAUUGAAACGAUUCUACCAACCAAAACUACUAACUGCACCAAAAAGGGGUGUGCUACAUGAUCUUAUGGUACAUUUGUCAGAACAACCUAAUCACUGUGAUCGGACUGAUAUGAUUAUCAAGAAAGGCAUUGUGACUGGCAACCGAUUGAAGAAAUUACGAAAGACCAACAAUAUGUUUAAAUUUAUUGAGAAACCAUACUUAGAAGAACAUAAAAGUAAGAAACCGAGGAAACAACCUCCAACAAGAAAGUAUGUAAUGCUAGAAACAUCAAGCGACGAAUCCUCACCGUCGGAAGGGGAAAUUGAAGAACCACGAAAAUGCCAAUACAAAGUUGGCGUAAAUCUUUACAGACAAGCUUAUGAAAGGUUUAUCGACGCUGGGCUUAAUGGUCUUACACAAAUUGAACUGGCACAAUUAUUGGGUGUGGAGUUCUACACAACAAGGACCAUCUGUAGGAUUUUUAAAACAAAAAAAAUUGUUAGAGAAUUUUUGGAGGAUAGAGGGAGACAAAGGACUGCUAAAUACAUAGCUGUGCAUGCUACUCAAGAUAUGGAUGUCAAAUACGAAGCAGAAAAAAAGAAGUUCCUCAAAUAUUUACAUGAAUCCAAAAAUUUAGAAAACACAAUGGAUGAAUCUUUUGCACUCACCGAAUCGGAAAUUGAAACUGAUAGCGAGGUCCCAAAGAAAAAAAUCAAGCUCGAAGAAGCACAUAAAAGUGCACAUGAAAUUGUUAUAGACGCACACGACCCAGAUCCGGAAACAUUGGCGAAACAUGUUGUCGAAGUCAAAGUUUUGAAUGGGCUGGAAAAUAGCAAUGCAACUUCUCUUUUUGGUUCUAAGAGAACUCCGACAUUGCGACAGUUAAGAUUUGCAAAUGCGUUACUGAAAGUCAUUAGAGAAAAACACGUAGUACAGGGAUAUCAAAAAGCAAGUUUUCUUGCAUCCAGGGAAGUAGGUGAACCACCCAUGGAUACAAAGGGUCUUAAACUGAUCAUACAAAAACUUAUUAACGAUGGCCAAAUUAAAGUAUAUAAAAUAAACUUCGGCAACAUGAGUCCUCAAAUACGUCUCCUUAUUUGCGCUCCACAUGUGAAACCUGCUGAUUCAAUAAUUAGAUCGAAAUUCAGGGAAGUGAAGAUGAGAGCAAUCGUAAAAGAGACGCAAGUGCCUACUAAACCAGUCAGCGAAACAGCAAAUAAGUUUUUAUCGCUUUAUGUCUAUCCUCGGUACAUGAAAAUCCAAAAGGUUCAUGAAUGUCUUUACGAUUUAGUGUAUAGUGGUGAUGAAGACACUAAUCAAUUCGGAUUCUCAAAGGGUUUCUCCUCAUUAAUCCAUAUAAUGCCAGAACUUACAUUAGCUUUUGCAGUGGGCAACUUAACCCAAGGCACAUUGAGCGAAUUAUCGAACAUAAAAAUCACUAAAGACAUGAUGGAUAUGAAACUGAAACAAGUACCGAAAGACUUGUUUGCUAUAUUUCUAGCAUCGAAAUCUUUCCGGCAAUGUUUUCGAUGUAAUAUGAAGAUUCUGGCCAUGCUAGGUCUUGUCCAAUUGAUUCGAAACCCUACUCAAUCCGAGGAUAACAAACUUUACAACAACAUGUUCUACGUAAAUCGCAACGCCAAGAUCAUUGACACGACAGGAACCUGGCCUAGAACAGCAGCUAAUAUAGAAGACUUAACAAAGUCGUAUCGCUUUAAUACAUUUGAAGACGUUGAAAACUAUUGGCAUGAUGUGUAUAAUAUCAGCAUCAAAACUAAGAUAGUAGCAGAACAAUCUGCCCGCAAAAGAAAGAGGCUACUGCCGCCAUUAAGAACUAAAGAAGAGGUUUUCGAAAAUGAUACCAGACAAAUAUUUGGAGAUGGUCAAGGGCCUUGUGGAUUCGACGCUUCGUUUUACAUGGAGCAGGCACGAUCUUGGACUACUUUCUAUUCUAACAUCAGGAAAAAGCCUGUUCCAAGCCGCUUAAAAGCUCUUGUUAUCCCCAAGAAAGAAAAGCGAAAGGUGACGAAAAGCGCAGUGCCAAAAAAGAUUGCGACUAUUUGUCAUAAGAGAUUUGUUAUGCUGGAAUCAGACACUUCUCAAUCACAUCAAAAAGACUGCAUAAUAAACGAAUUGAGACAUCGAAGGCAUCUCAUACAGAAAUACGAUGGGCUUUUCAAAACUUUAAAACUCCGUUUUGCUCGAAACAUGACCAAAUUCCUUUCCGAAGCGCGUAUACCAAUGUUAGAGCUCGUGUAUUUGAUUUUGCAGCUCAUUAAAAGUAAAUCCUUUAAUCAAAAACUACCAUGCGUUGCCAUGAACCUCGAAGAGUUUCAUGCAAAGUUCGCGAUAUCUGCCACCUCAGCUGACAAACCAUACAACUUGUAUAGAACCCCUAGGGAUGAACCCGUAAUGUCUUCUCUAAAGGAAGGGAUAAUUAUGACUGUCAUGAUGAGCUACAAACGCGAGCACUCCAUCGAUAUGGCCCAAAAGAUACUGACUAUGUUCAACAAAUUCUCUGAACAAACUCUACGCUUUGCCAUCGAACAGUUGCGAAAAAGUGGGACAGUUUCUGCGAAGGAAAAGUUACUAAACAACCAAAUAAAUAGACAUCACAUGCAAGAUAUACUGCAAGAGUCUUUUAAAAUUUCAGCAAUGUACCAGAGAAAAUGGAUAUGCCGUUUGAAUGCGGAGUUUGUCGAUAAACUCAUGGAUUCCGUCUACCUUCCGCUGCCUCAGAAAGGUAUAAAGGGGUGCCCUGAGAUGAAUUGCUUGCUUUUCGAAUUAAAAGCCUGCAAUGUCCUGGAUAUAGUUUCUGAAAAUAUUCCCGCGGUAACAAGUGCCUCGGGGUCAUUGUUACCAGAAGACCUGUCUGGAGAACAUAGUAUAAAAUUGAACCUGAAUUCGGGAUCAUGUAGAUGGAUCAACAAGACGAAUGUAAAGAUGUUAUCUGAGCUCUAUGAGGAUAUGGAAGUACAAGAACAUUUGGCUGCACUGAGCAGAAAUUCAACAGUAGCACUGUGCGAAAAUGAAGCAAACUAUAAUGAAGAAGAUGCGAUUGUGUCUUACUUGGAAACAAAAAAGGAAGUUGGGGCGACGUUUCCUGAAUUACAGGACCACACUAGUUACGACCCAGAAACCUUAACAAAAAAACUACAACAACUGGAAACAGCGCAAAUUAUAAAAAGAGUCGGCUACUUCGAAAACUUAACGGUGCUUAUGAAAUAUGCCAAAUAUUGGACUCUAACCAUUGACGACGGGCAUGUUAUACCAGUGCCGUAUCUGACACUGAAUAAAGAAGUUAGAAAAGAUAUACUUUUAAAAUGGGCUGGUGUGAUAUUAAAUAAAGUCUUUGAAAAUCCCGGUUGUUCAAUAUGGUAUAUAGCAGAUUGCGAUUUAGUUAGCACGAGGACUACGCAAGAGAUUUGCAUGUUUCUAGAAAAAUGUAAAUGUUUAACUCUGCACGUAAUGAAAGCUACAAAACCGAAUUUGUUUUCAGAAGACGAUGAAUUACCUGAAUUACUAGAAUUCAAUCUUUAUGAAUCAAUGGAAAAUAUUGUAGUUUUUCCUGUAAGAGACUCGUUUACAAGAUUUGCUACUUUAAAACAAAAAAUAAUAGAUUUAGAGAUGCCUUGUUAA
Messenger RNA from Hyposmocoma kahamanoa, 4306 nucleotides. RefSeq lists its product as uncharacterized. The transcript has 8 exons. The record is from RefSeq and is a predicted model, not a curated record. Gene Ontology annotation, biological process: transcription initiation at RNA polymerase III promoter; 5S class rRNA transcription by RNA polymerase III. Gene Ontology annotation, molecular function: DNA binding. NCBI's taxonomy places the organism in Eukaryota, Metazoa, Arthropoda, Insecta, Lepidoptera, Cosmopterigidae. The coding region runs from base 119 to 4306 and encodes 1395 amino acids. Gene Ontology annotation, cellular component: transcription factor TFIIIC complex.